Messenger RNA from Vitis vinifera (wine grape), 2690 nucleotides. RefSeq names its product ABC transporter C family member 3-like. Gene Ontology annotation, molecular function: ATP hydrolysis activity; ATP binding; ABC-type transporter activity. The coding region runs from base 42 to 2420 and encodes 792 amino acids. The record is from RefSeq and is a predicted model, not a curated record. NCBI's taxonomy places the organism in Eukaryota, Viridiplantae, Streptophyta, Magnoliopsida, Vitales, Vitaceae. Gene Ontology annotation, cellular component: plant-type vacuole; vacuolar membrane. The transcript has 10 exons. Gene Ontology annotation, biological process: transmembrane transport.
AGAGUGGCAAGAUAGAAGAGAACAUCUUGUUUGGUAAGGAGAUGGAAAGAGAAAGGUAUGAAAGGGUCCUUGAUGCAUGUUCCUUAAAGAAGGACCUGGAGGUUCUCUCAUUUGGUGAUCAGACAGUAAUAGGUGAGUGGGGAAUCAAUAUGAGUGGUGGCCAGAAGCAAAGAAUACAGAUUGCACGUGCGCUCUACCAAAAUGCUGAUAUUUAUCUGUUUGAUGACCCCUUCAGUGCCGUGGAUGCUCAUACAGGAACCCAUCUCUUUAAGGAAUGUUUGCUGGGUCUCUCGGGUUCGAAAACAGUGAUUUAUGUUACACAUCAAGUAGAGUUCUUACCUGCUGCUGAUCUCAUACUGGUCAUGAAAGAUGGAAGGGUUACACAAGCAGGAAAGUACAAUGAAAUUCUCAACUCUGGAACUGAUUUUAUGGAACUUGUUGGUGCACAUAAGAAAGCUUUGUUAGCACUCAAUUCUGUAGAGGCAGGGUCACUUUCAGAAAAAUUAAGUAUCCUUGAGGAUAGUGAUAAUAUUGGUGGUACUUCUGAAGUAGUUGAAAAAGAAGAAAACAGAGGUGGCCAAAAUGGUAAAGCAGAGGAGAUAGAUGGACCAAAAGGUCAGCUUGUUCAAGAAGAGGAGAGAGAGAAAGGUAAAGUUGGGCUAUGGGUUUAUUGGAAAUACAUCAGGACAGCAUAUGGAGGAGCUCUUGUGCCCUUUAUAUUGUUGUCACAGAUUCUCUUUCAGCUGCUUCAGAUUGGAAGCAAUUAUUGGAUGGCUUGGGCAAGUCCCGUGUCAGAUGAUGUGAAACCUGCAGUUAGAGGUUCUACUCUCAUAAUUGUUUAUGUAGCUUUGGCUGUUGGAAGUUCUUUUUGCGUCCUUUCCAGAGCCAUGCUUCUUGUAACAGCUGGUUACAAGACAGCUACUAUACUCUUCAAUAAAAUGCAUUUGUGCGUCUUCCGUGCCCCAAUGUCAUUCUUUGAUGCCACCCCAAGUGGGCGAAUUCUAAACAGAGCUUCUGCAGACCAAAGUACGAUCGAUACAACCAUGCCAAUGCAAGUUGGGGCAUUUGCCUUCCAAUUGAUUCAGCUCCUGGGAAUUAUUGCAGUUAUGUCACAGGUUGCAUGGCAGGUUUUCAUUGUCUUUAUUCCUGUGAUUGCAACCUGCAUCUGGUAUCAGCAAUAUUACAUACCUUCAGCACGAGAACUGUCAAGAUUGGCUGGAGUAUGCAAAGCUCCAGUAAUUCAACAUUUUUCUGAAACUAUAGCAGGAUCUAUGACCAUCAGAAGCUUUGAUCAAGAAUCUAGAUUCAGGGAUACAAACAUGAAAUUGGUAGAUGGGUAUUUACGGCCCAAGUUCAACAUUGCUGGUGCAAUGGAAUGGCUGUGCUUCCGCUUGGAUAUGCUAUCUUCUGUUACAUUUGCCUUCUCUUUGGUUUUCUUAAUCUCUGUUCCAGAGGGAGUAAUUGAUCCUGGUAUUGCGGGCCUAGCAAUGACAUAUGGACUUAAUUUGAACAUGAUACAAGCUAGGGUAAUAUGGAAUCUUUGCAAUAUGGAGAAUAAAAUUAUAUCAGUUGAGAGAAUACUUCAAUACACUUCCAUUCCAAGCGAGCCUCCUCUUGUCACAGAAGAAAACAGGCUAGCAUGUUCUUGGCCUUCACAUGGAGAAGUUGAUAUUCAGGAUUUGCAGGUCCGCUAUGCCCCACACAUGCCACUUGUAUUGAGAGGUCUCACAUGCACUUUCCUGGGAGGAAUGAAGACUGGCAUUGUAGGGCGAACUGGCAGUGGUAAAUCAACCCUCAUACAGACCCUCUUUCGAAUUGUUGAACCUGCCGCUGGUCAGAUUAUGAUAGAUGGUACCAACAUCUCUUCUAUUGGACUAAAUGAUUUGCGGACUAGACUAAGCAUUAUCCCUCAGGAUCCAACCAUGUUUGAAGGGACUGUACGGAGCAACCUUGACCCACUUGAAGAGCACUCAGAUGAACAGAUUUGGGAGGCUCUGGAUAAGUGCCAGCUUGGAGAUGAAGUCAGGAAGAAAGAAGGAAAGCUAGAUUCUGCAGUUAUUGAGAAUGGAGAGAAUUGGAGCAUGGGUCAGAGGCAACUGGUUUGUCUUGGCAGAGUUCUACUGAAGAAAAGCAAGGUCUUAGUGCUUGAUGAAGCUACUGCAUCAGUUGAUACAGCCACGGAUAAUCUGAUUCAGCAAACCCUUAGACAACACUUUGUCGAUUCCACAGUCAUAACCAUUGCACAUCGAAUUACUUCUGUUCUUGAUAGUGACAAGGUUCUACUUCUGGAUCAUGGGCUUAUUGAGGAAUACGAUACCCCCACCAGAUUGCUAGAGAACAAGUCGUCAUCUUUUGCAAAGCUUGUAGCAGAGUACACUGUGAGGUCACAUUCUAAUCUUGAAAAUGCGGGUGAUAUCUGAACCAGCAAGCACGCCUGUUGCACCGGUCAAAAACUUCAACUUAAAAUCUUGCGUGACAAUGACGACAACUAAACUGCAGUUACAAUCCCAAAUGCAGUAGUUGAUAAGCACUCAAAACUGAUGUUUUUCCAUACAUAAAAAUAGGCUUUUAAAUAACUUUUGAGUGCAAAUCAUUAUCUUGUAACUUAAAUAUUUGCAAAGCCUCAAAUUGAGGAUUAAUAUGUACAUCUAAUGAAGAAUGCAAGGAAAAAGAGGAAUUUUGAUGCAUAA